GACGGGACCUAGAGCGCAGGGCCUCGCGCGCUAGCUGCAGUUUCCAGUCAACCGCCAUCGCUGUGGCGAGGCCGGCCGGCCACGCAAUGCUGUCUCUCUUGCUGCUCCUCUCAGAACUGUGCCGGCUGACCUCCACGGGCCAUCACACUGAAGCAUCACUUCUACAAAUUACAGUGCCACAGAAGACUGGGACAAACACCAAUGACGGCGGUGUUUCAGAAACGCAUGUCACCUAUGCCAUCAAAAUUGACAGGAAAACAUACACUCUCCACCUUGAAAAACAGGGAUUAUUGCAGUUGGAGAAUAUCAGUUACGGAAUUCAACCAUUGGAAUCUUCAGCUACAUAUGAACAUAUGCUUUAUCAGAUAAAGGAUAAUGAAAUUGAUUUUCCCCCCAUAGCAGAAAAUAAUUCUACAACCCAAUUGGCAGAUCAGUCCUACAAAAUUCUUGUGAAAUCAGAAAAAAAUUCUGGUGUGCUGUUGAAAAGAGUUCUGAAAAUACAAGUCAUUAUGGAUAAAGCCUUGUAUGAUUAUAUGGGCUCUGAAGUGGCACUUGCAUCUGAGAAAGUUGUCCAUACCUUUAGUCUCAUCAACACUAUGUAUUCUCAGCUUAAAGUGUUGGUUACAUUAAGUUCUCUGGAGCUCUGGUCAGAUCAAAAUAAGAUUUCAACUAAUGGGGAUGCUAAUGAAGUUCUACAAAGAUUUGUGUCAUGGAGAGAAAAAUUUUUACUUCAAAGGUCCCAUGAUAUGCCAUACUUAUUAAUUUAUAGGGACCAUCCUAAUUAUGUAGGAGCAACAUAUCAUGGAAUGGCAUGCGAUCCAAAGUUUGCUGCAGGAAUCGCUCUGUAUCCAAAGAUGAUAACCUUAGAGGCAUUUUCAGUUGUUUUGGCACAGUUGCUUGGAAUUAACCUGGGAUUAACAUAUAAUAAUGACAUCUACAGUUGUUACUGUCCAGGAACUACAUGCAUAAUGAAUCCUGAAGCAAUACGUUCCCGUGGUAUAAAGUUUUUCAGCAGUUGCAGCAUGGAUGAAUUCAAACAUACAGCUUCACAGCCUGAAUUUGAAUGUCCAAAUCGAACAGUUUCAAAAGUGGUUCCACAAGGAAGAGUUUCAGUUUGUGGCAAUGGAGUUUUGGAACCGCCAGAGCAAUGUGAUUGUGGUGGGCCAGAGCAAUGCUCUCAUAAAAAAUGCUGUGAUGCUGUAACCUGUUCUCUGAUUGGAGAUGCAGAGUGUGGUACAGGACCAUGCUGUGACAGAAAAAGUUGUCAGAUAGCUGAAAGAGGACAGGUAUGUAGGAAAAGCACGGAUAUAUGUGAUUUUCCAGAAUUUUGCAAUGGGAUAGCUGAGUUUUGUGUACCUGAUAUGAAAUCUGCUGAUUUAGAACUGUGCAAUAAUAAGACUGCCUUUUGCUAUCAAGGAGUAUGCCAAGAUACAAAUAAACAGUGUGCGGAGUUGUUUGGAAAAUUUUCGAAGGGGGCUUCUGCUCUAUGUUCACAAGAAGUGAAUAUGCAUACAGAUGACUUUGGAAACUGUUAUGGUCGUUUUUGUAAUUAUCGGGAUAUCUAUUGUGGAAAGUUAGUUUGUCUCUGGACACGUACAGAAGUAGUGCCAUUUAAAAAUUUUGAUACUCAAUAUACUUUCCUUGGAGGCAUUGUGUGUCUAAGUGCACAUCUAAGAAAUUCGACACCAAUAACCUUCCGAGAUGAUUAUACCUAUGUAAAGAGUGGCACUAUGUGUGGUCCAAAUAAGUUUUGUAACAGAGGAUCUUGCACAGACGUCACCGUCAGCUCAGACGCAACUUGUAUCUCCAAAAUAAAGUGCAGUGGACAUGGGGUUUGCACUACUCUCCAUAACUGUCACUGUGAUGCUGGAUAUGCCCCUCCACAAUGUGAACCAAUGCCUUCAUCACCAGGAGGAAGUAUCAAUGACGGGUUUUGGCUUACGUCAGAUAUUUUAGUUCUGUGUUUCCUGUUGACUUCCAGAAACCAUUUCCUUCAUGUCUUAUCCUGUUUCAUAUUUUUAUUAUUUGACACAUUUAAUGGAAAAAUUUCAUCAUGCCCACAAGUAGAAGCUCCCCAUCUUUCUUCCUUAGAGUAAUGGAUAUCUCCCAGGUAAAAGUACAGACAUGUUGGUAAAACGACGUGGUGCUUCUCGAAAAAACGGCCUUGUGAUCAGUUUCUACGUUUUCCUGCCUUUCCUCAUUUUAAUUCCCAUCAUUGCUCUUAAAUGGAAUAAAAUGAAGAUAUUUUGGGACAGAGAGGGCACAGUAAGUGAAGGGUCUCUAUCAGAAGACAGCAGUAGGAACAGUAACAGCAACCAGUCUUAGAGUUAAAGUGUCUAUUGCCAAGGCAAAGAUGUCUAAAAUCUUGCUUAAAAAUAUAACAAAGAACUGGCAGCUUUGACUAUUAUUUUGAUGGAAAUAAAAAGGAGGAAAGAUUUGAAGAGGAAA
Molecule: messenger RNA, 2448 nt
Organism: Orcinus orca (killer whale)
Lineage: Eukaryota; Metazoa; Chordata; Mammalia; Artiodactyla; Delphinidae
Product: A disintegrin and metallopeptidase domain 3-like
Biological process (GO): cell adhesion; binding of sperm to zona pellucida; proteolysis
Cellular component (GO): plasma membrane
Molecular function (GO): metalloendopeptidase activity
Source: RefSeq, a predicted model, not a curated record